UCCAAUGAUAGGAGGAUGGUGAGUCAAUGGGAUGUGAUCAGAGUCAGCUAUGGAGAGGCUCGGGCCUUCAGACCGCAGCCCAGUGUAGAUUCCACUCUGGAAGCAGAAAUCUGGACAUGGAGAUGAGCCUGUUGUCUGGCUUCCAGAGCUGCUACAGGAAAUUGUCUUACUCCUGUGGUCCUCCUGAGCUGUUCACUGGUUUUUCAGUGGUGUGCUGGUUUUUCAAGUGCUUCUGGCAGCUGAACACUCGACACUCAAAUUCACAGACCGUGUUACUGCAACAGGACUACCAUGUUAUUCUACUUCAUGUUUCCAGCGGGGAGCAGAACUUCAUUUAUGAUCUUGACACAGUGUUGCCGUUUCCAUGUCCUUUUGAUGUGUACAGUGUGGAGGCCUUUAGGUCGGAUGACAGCCUUCGUCCAGAGUUUCACAGAAACAUCAGAAUGAUUCAAGCAGAUUUGUACUUGAAAACAUUUGCUUCAGACAGAUCUCAUAUGAAGGAUGUAAAUGGAAAAUGGCAGAAACCUCCUCCUCCAUACCCUUGCAUUGAAACUGCAGGCUCCUCCAAGAAGACUCUGGCUCCAUUGUCCUACCUCUGAUCAGGUAGAUGUAGGCACCAGUAAUGUCUCCUCUUCAUCUUCUCUUUUUAAGACUGAACAGACCCAGUUCUCUCAGCCUCUCCUUGAAUAAAAUAUUGUCCUGCACCAAACAACUUGAUUUUCCUCUUCUGGGCUUACUCCAGUAUGGCCAUGUUUUGUUUUGGUUUUGGUUUUUUUUUUUUGUGCUGAGGAGCUCCAAUGGACACAGUAUUCCAGCUCUGUGCUGAUGUGCUCUGGUCUCCCGGUCAGUUGCCUGAAAGAAAUUUGUGACCUUGCACCCACUGAAGGUGAAAAGUCAUUCACUAGGGAGCUUCAAGGUCUGAGUCAGAACAGGACUAGAUUGUCUCAAAUCUAGGACGUCUAGUUCGAGUUGUCUUUCAUUUAGUACCAGUUCCUCCAGCUUUACUUUUUGUCUUCCCUCUGUAUUCUCUUGAGAUACUUAAUAAUGAUGCGUGCCUCAACGUGCACAGUGCUGUGAGUCUGCGAGGAGUCUGGGUUUAACUGUAAUGUCUCAGCACAGUUUUAUCAGGCAUAAAGCUGCCUUAUUUUUAAUUUGAUGUAAAACUGGGUGGCAGACCUUUUGUUAUCAUAAAAGAGCCUGGGGUAUUAAUGUUCAUGUCCAUGCCAAAUUCCAUUGCAGAUAACUGUUUUCUCCCUGCCGUUUCAUGUAGAUAGAACAUUCUGCUUUCCAUGUUGAUUUGUGUUUGCAUUAGAUUAAAUUACUUGCAUAUUUCAUGUUAGAGGUGACUGCAAUAUAAUGGCUGACAGAAUUGACCCCAUAUUGCUUUAACACCAAUUUAUUUGUGAGGCACAUUUCUGUCAGAGUCGGUUUGUUUUGGUUGGUUGGGUUUUUUUUGGUUUUUUUUUUCCUUUUGCUUUCAUUUAGAGUAGCCAAAUUCCUAAGCUUUUGAGAAGAUGAAAGGUUUUUAUAUCCCUUCUGUUUCCUGUUUGUCUUCUUUGAUGUUUGUUGCAGUUUGACCUGCCUGGAUGCCAGGUGCCCACCAAAGCUGCUCAGUCACUCUCACCCUCAGCUGUACAGAGGAGAGAAAAUAUAAUGAAAACUAAUGAGAUGAGAUGAGAUGAGAUGAGAUGAGAUGAGAUGAGAUGAGAUGAGAUGAGAUGAGAUGAGAUGAGAUAAGGACGGGGAGAGAUCACUCACUGAUUACUGUCAUGAGUGAAACAGACUCAACUUGGGGAAAUUAGUUGAAUUUAUUACCAAUCAAAAUCAGAGCAGGAUAAAGAGGAGCAAAACAAAUGCUAAAAACACCUUUCCUCCUUACCAGUCUUAACUUUAUUCUCAAUUUUCUACCUCCUCCCUCCUCCCUCAAUGGGGAAUGGGGGUUGCAGUCA
Messenger RNA from Corvus hawaiiensis (hawaiian crow), 1949 nucleotides. RefSeq names its product N-terminal glutamine amidase 1 (gene NTAQ1). The record is from RefSeq and is a predicted model, not a curated record. Lineage: Eukaryota; Metazoa; Chordata; Aves; Passeriformes; Corvidae. The coding region runs from base 27 to 599 and encodes 190 amino acids. Gene Ontology annotation, cellular component: nucleus; cytosol. Gene Ontology annotation, molecular function: protein-N-terminal glutamine amidohydrolase activity; protein-N-terminal asparagine amidohydrolase activity. The transcript is spliced from 6 exons.